Molecule: messenger RNA, 1305 nt
Organism: Yarrowia lipolytica CLIB122
Lineage: Eukaryota; Fungi; Ascomycota; Dipodascomycetes; Dipodascales
Source: RefSeq, a predicted model, not a curated record
AUGAAAGGGCACGUUCGCCACAAUCAAACUCACUCGUCAGCAAAAAUGCUAGUGCUUUACGAGAUCCUCAACGUGCCUGUCAACGCCGGUGGCUUCGACAUCAGCCAGGCCUAUCGCACACGAUGCUUGCAACUCAUCAAGCUUCUGGGCAAGAGCGACGCGUACCUUAGUUUCUACGCCGUUUCCGACGCCUACCAGAUUCUGCGGGUUCCCCAGUACAGAAACAACUACCUGGCCUGCGGAGAUGACCCCAAGUUCUUCGCCGCCUUUGAGCCCCGCUUCAUUGAUGCCAUCGACCUCUUCACAUCGCUGUUUGGCCUCCCACAAAUGGAGCCUCUGGUGUGCAACGCCAGUACCAAGAACCUGAGCGCACAGUCUGCUGUGUUCCAGACGGUUACCAAGAUCGAGAAGGAGCUCUACGGCAAGCAGAAGUCCAACACUAAGCUGGUCUUGGUCAAGGACAAGCACGUCAAGAUGCUGCGACGAAUGGGAUGGGAUAAGAACAAGGUGAACGAGAUGCUGAAGGGAAAGAAGAACGCCAACUCCCAAGACGCCCUCCAGGCCUCUGUGUCCUUCUACAACUCUCUGAUUGACGCAGACUUUGCAUCAGACGUAGACUCAGACGACUUCUCUCAGGUAUUCACAUCCAACUUCCAGCAACAACUGGCUCCCUUCAGAGAAUUGCCCUUUGGUGCCGAUUAUUGUAAGGCUCUGGGCUCUGCGUUCGUGACCAUAUCACAGUCAUUCAAGGAAAAGCUCGAACACAGCAGGCUAUCGAGCAUGUUUGGAGGACUGGACACAGACAGCUGGAAGAAACAACACGCUGAACUUGCCAUGCGGCUGGGUGAAGCACGAGACCUGUGCCUUCAUGCUGCGGCUUACUGGAGAGACAAGCAUAUUUCGGGCACCGAUCAGGUGAACCUGUGCUAUGCUGCUUGUGUCUACCAGAUCAUUCUCAACAUUUUUGUGCGAGACGCAGUGAUCAUCGCUCACGACUGUCUUGAGCGAAAGGGCAACCGAAAAGCCAAACUUCAGCGAGCAAAGCGACUCUGGGCUAUUGGUAAUUGGAUGGUUUCUGCCCCCGGUACUCCUGUUCCUUACGAGGACACUUUGCAUGAGGUUGUCACCAUUACUGCGCAGCUUGAAGCUGGCGUGAUUCGACGAAGAACCGAUCCCGAGCAGAAAGCUCUGGAUUACAGCACGGUGAUUGAUACUCGAGGUCUUUGGGAAACCGGUACCGGAAUCGGUGACCCUGGAACUUUUCUUCCCUACUCACCCACCCUUCAUCAAGGAGCUGAUUUCUGA